GUUUGUCGUCACCGAGCACAGCAAAAAAAACCCGCGGCAUAGUUAGGGAUGCAGCCAGGAGAGGAAAACAAGGAUUUUCGCAAUACAUUAAUUAAACUGCCACUGCCUUAGGAAGCCAAGAUGGUUACCAGGACACGCUUUUACGUUGUUACUGAAUCGAUCAGCGAACACAGAUAAGUCUGCUCGCUGUAUUUCAUCUCCAUGGCAACAAGCAUGGAAGGCCAAGAGGUGACUCCAGCAAGAAUUUGGAAGACCCCCAAUGAUGUAACAGUGAAUGAUGAGUAGUAUCUACUGUGGCAACUCUUCAGCUAAGAUGAGUGUCAACGAAGUAUCAGCUUUUUCAUUAACUCUGGAGCAAAAAACUGGCUUUGCUUUUGUGGGGAUUUUGUGUAUCUUCUUGGGACUUCUCAUUAUCAGAUGCUUCAAAAUCCUGUUAGACCCAUACAGUAGCAUGCCUUCCUCUACAUGGGAAGAUGAAGUUGAAGAGUUUGAUAAAGGAACUUUUGAAUAUGCCCUGGCAUAAGAGUUCCAGCUUUGUGAUUUUUAUGGUUCUGCCAUUGGGGCACUGGUGGAUGUAUUUGUAAUUACCACGAAUGUGCUAGAGGGAGGCUUAUUUCAUUGACUGAGUUCAAUAAACACC
Molecule: messenger RNA, 640 nt
Organism: Choloepus didactylus (southern two-toed sloth)
Lineage: Eukaryota; Metazoa; Chordata; Mammalia; Pilosa; Megalonychidae
Gene: CTXN2
Product: cortexin 2
Exons: 3
Coding region: 275-523 (82 amino acids)
Source: RefSeq, a predicted model, not a curated record